UCUUAUUUGUCAUAGUGUCCCGCUCCUGGCAGGUCUUGCCCAGGGGACACGCGCCUUAACCAACGCCAAAACUCAUACCAAGCGUCUAAAACUUUUGUUUGAGCUAGCCUAUAAUAGAAAAUUUACUUUUACUAUUUCCUCACAUUUAGCUACGCUCAUCUUUGAUAUUCAGGACGAUAUUAAUGACAAGAGUUGUGAGAGUGUAAGCUUGUUUAAGGCACUGAGGACCGGGAAAACAGGUGUUUGGAGCCGUGAGACUGAAGGAGCACCGCACGCGCCAGGCGCGAGCAAAGACACGCGGCUGUCAGGAGCAGAGCGCGACCCCCGACCCGUAAAAAAAAAGCGUCACAUAAGAAAAAAGAGAGUGAGAGAGAGGGGUGAGAGAGGGAGGGAGAGAGAGAGAGAGCAAUAGAGAGUGUGUGCGAGAGACGCGACCGUCCCAAGAAUGAUGUCCUACAUAAAGCAGCCCCAUUAUGCUGCGAACGGGUUAACACUGUCCGCCUCAGGAAUGGACCUGCUCCACACCGCCGUCGGCUACCCAGCCACUCCGAGGAAGCAGCGUCGGGAGCGCACUACAUUCACACGCACCCAACUGGACAUUCUGGAAGCCCUGUUCACCAAAACACGCUACCCAGACAUAUUUAUGAGAGAGGAGGUAGCUCUGAAAAUCAACCUUCCCGAGUCCAGAGUUCAGGUGUGGUUUAAGAACCGUCGUGCUAAAUGCCGCCAACAGCAACAGCAGACCAGCGGUCAGCCCAAGCCCCGUCCCCCCAAAAAGAAGUCCUCCCCACCCUCAGAGCUGACCUCUGACCCUGGCACGAGCUCCUCGGUGGUGGCUGCCCCUGCCCAGACGGUACCCCCUAUUGCCAGCGCAGGCACAGCACCCGUUUCUGUGUGGAGUCCCACCUCUCUAUCCCCCCUUCCCGAUCCGUUGUGUGGCUCCGGCACGCCCUGCGUGCAGCGCCCGGCUCCCUAUCCCAUGAGCUACGGUCAGCCCUCGACCUAUAGCCAGGGCUACAGCUCCUCUCCUUACUUCAGUGGAUUGGAUUGCAGCCCGUACCUCUCUCCCAUGACCACUCAGCUGUCUGCGAGUGGGGGCGCCCUCUCUCCCCUCACUGUGCCCUCCAUGGGCGGCUCGCUCAGCCAGUCACCCUCCCUCUCCUCCCAAGGAUACAGCACCUCCUCACUGGGUUUCAGUUCCGUAGACUGCCUGGAUUACAAGGACCAGCAGGCCUGGAAGCUCAACUUCAGCACUAUGGAUUGCCUCGACCAUAAAUUCCAGGUGCUGUAAAAGAGAAAGUGAGGAAGAGAAGAAAAAAAGGCAAGAGGGAAGGAAGAAUAAAUUAAACAGAACUAUUGCUUGAAAUGCUGGAGACAUUUUGAUGAUGAAACAGGUCUGAUUCAGCAGGAUUCAUGUGAUCUCAGAGGUGAAAAGGGGGGCCAUUUUGGAACAGGUGAAGACUCUGUAGUCCAGAUCUGCUCUGUGAUUGGCUGAGAGUGAAGGGACUCCUCAAGUCUACUGAUCAGUCUUCAUUAUUAACCAUUUACCUCACACCUACAAUCAACUAGCUUUCUCAACACAUCGUGGCUAUUUAGCUAUUCACUAAUACACACACACACAAAGACAUGCACAUAAUUGGAGGGGAGUUUCUCUGCGGGUACAAGCUUUUUGUUGGACAAAGUUCUUUCUACUUUUUUCAGAAGUUUGGUUGGUUUGUCUUCUGUACUGGGAAGCAUUAGGAGUUCUUGUGUUGUGCAUUUAGCUUGCUGUUAUUUAUGUAUUUUUAAAUUAUGUUAACUUAUAACAAAUAAUGUUGUUUUCUGUUAGUUUGAGUUAAUCGUUACUUCAUUUAAUGGCAGUAUAGUCAUGCUGUUGAUAUAUAUUUUCUAUUUGGGUGACCUUGUGUUGAAAAAUGUUGGUGUUGUUGUUAUGUUGCUUUGACUGAAUACAUUCAGAAGGGAACUAAAGGUUUUAAAUUUUACAUUUAGUUUAACUUCACAAUUAAAUGUGUCUUUGUUUAACAAGAAUUGUCAAACAAGAGUUGUCUACCUUUGUUUCUUGUUGAUUAUGCAAGAUCAAGUACAAUUAAUAAAAACAUGGCAUAAAUGAUUUUCGUGAGAGAAGGGGGGCUUACAAAUUGGUCUGAAGAGCACUUGAAUAAAUUGGGCUACAUCUGUCCCUCAAGCAGAACAUGUAUAUAUGGACUAACAUUUAUGAAUAUAAAUUAAAAACAAAGUA
Messenger RNA from Pimephales promelas (fathead minnow), 2239 nucleotides. RefSeq names its product cone-rod homeobox (gene crx). Gene Ontology annotation, biological process: multicellular organism development; regulation of transcription by RNA polymerase II. Lineage: Eukaryota; Metazoa; Chordata; Actinopteri; Cypriniformes; Leuciscidae. Gene Ontology annotation, molecular function: DNA-binding transcription factor activity, RNA polymerase II-specific; RNA polymerase II cis-regulatory region sequence-specific DNA binding. Gene Ontology annotation, cellular component: nucleus. The record is from RefSeq and is a predicted model, not a curated record.